Ambispora gerdemannii is the source of this 1113-nucleotide messenger RNA. Lineage: Eukaryota; Fungi; Glomeromycota; Glomeromycetes; Archaeosporales; Ambisporaceae. The record is from the annotation of a GenBank genome assembly.
AUGUCCGAGUUUACAAGAAACCUUAUUGAAGACUUGACCGAGCUUUUAAAAAAUUCUGAUGAAUAUAAUAUCAAAAUUAUCGUUGGAGAAGAUAAAAGCAUUCAAACGUUUCAAGCUCACUCGAUCGUUUUGCGUGCACGUUCCCCGUAUUUUCGACGUGCUUUAUCAAAAGAAUGGGCUAAAAAAGAAGGCGCAAUGAUGGUUUUUAAAAAACCAAAUAUUUCACCUAAAAUAUUUGAGCUUAUACUCAAUAUAAUCGAUCUCGAUAAAGAAAACGGACAUCAUGUCUUGAGUUUACUUAUCGCUGCAGAUGAACUAGAAAUCGACGAAUUAAUCAAUCACGCCCAAGAGUUUUUGAUUACAAAAAUGUCUACCUGGGUUCAACAGAAUCUCGUAAAGAUUAUGCAUACCGUUGACCUUCACGAAUCAUUCAAGAGAUUGAAUGAGUAUUGUGAUGCAACUAUCAGGGAAGAACCUCAUAUGUUUUUCAAAUCAGGGGAUUUUUUAUCUCUAAAGGAACAUGAACUUGUAUCUUUGCUAAAAUGCGAUAAUCUAGCAAUGGACGAAAUCGAGGUUUGGAAUUCAAUCAUCAAAUGGGGUACUAAGAAUACCUCAAAUUUAGGCAACCAACCUAUUUCAAAAUGGACACCUCAAUACUUUGCGUCUCUAGAACAGACGCUUCAUCAAUGCAUUCCAUUGAUCCGAUAUAGCGAUAUCUCCAGCAAUGAUUACUUCGAAAAAGUAAUUCCUUAUCGGCGAAUACUUCCAAAAGAUAUAAAAAUGGAAAUGUUGGGUUAUCAUCUUAAAAACUCUACUCCACAACCUAUUAAAAUUCUACCUCCUCGAUCAGGCUCCAUUGAUUCUAAGAUUAUUAGCUCUAAACACAUUAAUGAUGGAAAUGUAAAGUUUUCACGCAGUGUUUCAGGAAAUCAAAUUGCAUAUAAUCCUUAUCAAAUUACUUACGGCCCAUAUUUUUAUAAUGAUCUAUUGAUCGGCGACCAAUGCGAUCAAAAUGCUUCGAGUUGGUAUCGUCCUUGUCUCUUUAACACGCCGAAUAAUAAUAUAUGGGAUGACAAUAAUGCUUUCAAAUAUUUCCAAGUAGAUGAAUUUGAA